This is a messenger RNA of Manis pentadactyla (Chinese pangolin), 3812 nucleotides long. RefSeq names its product ring finger protein 112 (gene RNF112). NCBI's taxonomy places the organism in Eukaryota, Metazoa, Chordata, Mammalia, Pholidota, Manidae. The transcript has 13 exons. Bases 1062 to 2771 code for a protein of 569 amino acids. Gene Ontology annotation, biological process: protein homooligomerization; endoplasmic reticulum organization. The record is from RefSeq and is a predicted model, not a curated record. Gene Ontology annotation, molecular function: GTP binding; GTPase activity.
CUGCUCCAGGCAGAGUGAACCAGAGAGGACAUGACCCCCUGGAAGGGACAAAGGUGCAAGGUGAUGGGAAUACUCACCUCGAGGGCCGGGGUGGGGGAGGAUCUGGGGACAUCAGUAGAUGCCCCAAGAGGCGUCCAGCAGAGCAGAAGUGCGUUGGAGAAGCCUCAUGCUUAGGGACCACUAUGUAAUUUUUCAGCCUGGUGCAAACUGCAGAGACCCCACCAAGGGCAUUUUGAUUGAAAGUCAAUCUCCUCUUCCCAUGGGCCCAUGGGCCCAACCCACAGCUGACAGGUAACCCCAAAAGAUCUCACCUUUGUGCCAGAACAUGCUCAGUACCUGGAUUGGGGGCAGGCAGAGGUCCCCACUGAUUUCCAGCCCAGGGAGGGGUCGGCUGCCACCUUGUCCCACCCUAAGAUGCCUGGGGCCAAUCCAGCAAUCCCCAUUUCUGCUUGAGCAAUAUAGUGGAUCACAGGACCCCACACACCGUAGGCACUCAGGAGAAUGUUCUUUGAUGAAGGAAGGGUGCGUCUCCAUCACUCUCGAGGGCAGCUCAGUUGUGCUGUCUCCUGUUUCCCACACCCCUCCCUCUUGCACACGCUGACUGGUAGCCCUGGAAGAACCCUGGCUGGGCCACUAGGGCAGAGCCUGCCCACAGUUCCAUCUCUGCCAGGGCAACCAUAUGGCUUCUCUCUCUCCAUCCGCUCUCCCCCUCCCUGGCCUUAUCUUUCCCUUCCGUCUCCAUGGCGACUCACCACUUCGGCUUGCCUGCAUCCCAGCCUCUGCCAGGGAUUCUGUCAGGCUCCAUCCCUCCCUCCUCUGGAGCCCUGUUUCCCGCAGUCCUGUCUCCUCCCCCUGGGGUGAGGCCAGCCUCCUCUUUCCGGACUGUCACAUCUAUUUUCUGGCUCUGACAGAGUCGGCUCCUCUGGGGAGACCAUCCCCCACCCUCCCUCCACCCGCCCGGCUCCAGAGCCCUUCCAGGAGGAAGCCGUCCUUACUGCCUGCUGAAGGUCUCUUGGGCCUCCUCUCUCUCUCCUGGACCCCAUACCUAUGCCCAGGAGCCCAUGCCGAGGUCCGCCUUGUCAGUCGUUUCCUUCUGUCACUGGCUUGGCAAACAGGAGAGGAAACGGAGCUUCAUGGGAAACAGCAGCAACAGUUGGUCCCACACACCAUUCCCCAAGUUGGAGCUGAGCCUGGGGUCCCGGCCCGCGGCACCCCGGGAGCUUCCUGCCUGCUGCAUCUGCCUGGAGAGGCUGCAUGAGCCCAUUGCGCUGGACUGUGGCCAUGACUUCUGCACGCAGUGCUUCAGCACGCACCGCCUCCCAGGCUGCGGGCCACCCUGCUGCCCGGAGUGCCGGAAGAUAUGCAAGCAGAAGAAGGGGCUGCGGAGUCUGGGGGAGAAGAUGAAGCUCCUGCCACAGAGGCCGCUGCCCCCCGUGCUGCAGGAGUCUGGCGAGGGCAGCUGGCCGAGAGGAGGGGGGUCCCUGCAGGGGUUCAGAUGGGGUGCCAAUGGUCUCACCAAGGGCAUCUGGAUGUGGAGCCACCCCUUCCUGCUUGGGAAGGAGGGCAAGAAGGUGGCUGUGUUCCUGGUGGACUCGGGGGACACUAUGAGCCCUGAACUGAGCAGAGAAACCAGGACCAAGCUCUGUGCUCUCACCACGAUGCUGAGCUCCUACCAGAUCCUCAACACCUCCCAGGAGCUGAAAGAUACAGACUUGGAAUAUCUGGAGAUGUUUGUCCACGUGGCUGAGGUGAUGGGCCGGCAUUAUGGGAUGGUGCCAAUCCAGCACCUGGAUCUCUUAGUUCGAGACUCCUCCCACCCCAACAAGGCAGGGCAGCGACACCUGGGUGAUAUCAUCCAGCUCGGAGUUCUUCCCGUCACCUCCCAGAAAUCCUCUGGCAAGUACCCCAAGGUUCAGGAGCUGCUCCAGGGGAGGCGAGCCUGCUGUUACCUCCUGCCGGCUCUGGGGAGGCGGUGGGCGAGCAAAGGCCACGGAAGCCCGGGAGACGCAGAUGACGGGUUCCGCCACCUCCGCGCCUAUGUCGCCGAGGUGCUGAGUGCGGCCCCCCAGCACGCCAAGAGCCGCUGCCCGGGCUACUGGAGCGAGGGGCGCCCGGUGGCCAGGGGGGACCGGCGUCUGCUCACCGGGCAACAGUUAGCUCAGGAAAUCAAGAACCUCUCGGGCUGGAUGGGGAGGACGGGCGCCGGGUGUGCCUCUCCGGAUGAGAUGGCCGCCCAGCUGCACGACCUGAGGACCGCGGAAGCUGCCAAGAAGGAGUUUGAGGAGUUCGUGCGGCAGCAGGACGUGGCCACCAAGCGCAUAUUCUCCGCGCUCCGGGUGCUGCCCGACACCAUGCGGAACCUCCUCUCCACCCAGAAAGACGCCAUCCUGGCGCGCCACGGCGUGGCCCUGCGGUGCAAGGGCCGGGAGCAGACCCUCGAGGCCCUGGAGGCAGAGCUGCAGGCCGAGGCCAAGGUCUUCAUGGACUCGUACACCGUGCGCUUCUGCGGCCACCUGGCGGCUGUGGGGGGCGCCGUGGGUGCCGGGCUCAUGGGCCUGGCGGGGGGCGUAGUGGGCGCCGGUAUGGCAGCCGCGGCGCUGGCUGCUGAGGCCGGGAUGGUGGCAGCUGGUGCCGCGGUGGGGGCCACGGGGGCCGCCGUGGUCGGGGGCGGCGUAGGUGCUGGGCUGGCUGCCACAGUGGGCUGCCUGGAGAAGGAGGAGGACGAGAGGGUGCAGGAAGGGGACCGAGAGCCCCUGCUCCAGGAAGAGUGACAGCCCCCAGGAGACGGGAAGGCGGGGAGAGGUUCGAGGGGAGAGGGAAGGAAGUGGGGGAGCGGAGGCGUGGGAGCCAUGUUCCCAGGGUCCCCGUGUACCGCCCACCUGGAUGAACGAAUGCCCGGUGUCCUCGUGGCUGGCUGAGCUGGAGGAUGAAGGUGGCUCCAGGAAGCUGGGGAGGCCUCCUGGGGUGGAAGACAGUGUUUGGGGGCAGUGAAUAGAGUGUAAGGCCCGUUUCUGGCUGCAGCUGAUUGCUAACUUGCCAUUGUUCCCAGAUAAACGACCCAGGUCUCCCACCAGAGUGAGGCUCCACCUUCCCUGUCCUGGCUUACUCUCCUGGAUGACCCUGGGUUGUGGGAAGGCUGAGCACGUGCCAUUCUGGAAGUCUCCCUUGGGUGGAUUGGACAUCUGUCCCUUCACAGAUGGGAGAAGCCCCAGGUGGAGUGACCUCAGUCAGGGAUCUGGGAGCAUUGGUGAGGGGGUGGGGGGUACUGAGCAAAACCAAAGAGUGCGGGAAUGGUGAACAGUGGCCCAAUCCCCCUCGUGGAGAUGUGCCCCUACAACUCUUUUCAAAGCUGCCCCAGCAGGACAAAAGUGGCUACCCCUCCACGUCAGGAUGUCGCCUUGAAGCAGUCCCUGAAGGUGUCUGCAUGGUUGUGCCCUUUGUUAAGUCUGGUCAGACAGCGGGGUGCUCAUGUUCAUUGUGGAAUGCUUUCCCAGAAAACGGUUAAAUGCCAAAGAAAAGCACCUGGAAUUGAAUUCUGAGCUAGACCACACAGCGCUCAGAGCAGUCAGUGAAAGUCCUUCAAGGGACAGGGGAGCACCUUUCCUCCUGAACACCCGCCUCUUCCCUGAGCCUGUGAGAAGACCCCUCUGCUCUGAGUUAGCCAGAGAUCUGCGUGCAGCUGCCCACAGGGAGCCUGAGGGCUGUGUACCUCUCCUGGGGGCCAGGAAAGUCCCACUGGAAGACCUCUAGACUAUUAAACUGUAAAGGAUUAAUGGGCACAUUAUAUGAAAAAUAAAACGUAUGUGCUUGCA